AUGACCGAACAUGUAGAGACCUGCAGCUACAGGAAUAUCACGCCAUUGAUGAGUCAUUCAUUCUCCCGCUGCUUCUUUCUACCUCCAGCAGGAUGGAUCAAAACAUGUCGCUACUUUUGUUCCAAGGUUCCAAAUAUUAAUAAAAUGAAGAAAAUUUAUGAAGACACAGAACCACUGCCUCUUAUAUUAGAGAACCGUCUGAAGCAAACUAUAAUUUCUAGACAGAAUAAAACAAACUAG
This is a messenger RNA of Nezara viridula (southern green stink bug), 240 nucleotides long. The record is from the annotation of a GenBank genome assembly. NCBI's taxonomy places the organism in Eukaryota, Metazoa, Arthropoda, Insecta, Hemiptera, Pentatomidae.